UUGUCUGAGCUGCACAUUAUGGGACGCAAGCAACAAUAAUAAUUCAAUGGCCUGACAGUUAACAGUUUAUCAUUUGUUAUUUAUUCAUUUAGUUGGCAAUUUGUACAGUUACAUGACUAUUUAUUCCAUUCAACAAAAACAUAUUUUGCGCGGUCAUAUAUGCCAUCAUGUGCAACGCUGCUGUUCAGUUUCAGUAGCCAUUAAACGCGACAUUUACUAGCAACAUUCCAUUGAUAAUUUGUUGCUGAUCGUCACUAGCUAGUAUUCUUUCCCUCCGCAGCUUCCCAGACGCGUCUACUAUAAAGGAGGUUGGGGAGGCUGUGCUCACUACUCUCACUGACUAACAUUUUCCAAAGCGUUCGCAGGACAUUUGUGUGCAGGGGGAAUUCUAGCUUUUUUUCUUCUUCUUUUUUUGGCAUGACACUGUUAUUCAAAUACAGGUGAAAUGCAGCAGAAGGUAUGUGCCAGGAGGACCUCUCACUUCACUGAGAAUGGACAGGCUCGUGGGGCAUCUGCUGACCCCCAGCUCCCAUUCAGGUGCCCUCGGUGUGGGGAGCAUAAGAGGUUCCGUAGUCUGGCCUCAUUGAGAGCCCACCUGGAAUACAGCCACAGUUACUACCACACCAUGCACGAGCUGAGCCUUCCGACCCGCAGGGUGUAUUCCCACCCAGAGAGAGCCCUGCACGGACGCUCCCUGAGUGACACACGAGAGGUCACUAUCUGCAUAGAGAGGUGUUGUAUGCCCCGUGUGGGGACGCAGGCAGCUGAGGAGAUAAAGACUGAGAAUGAAGAGGAGGAGGAGGAGGAAGAGGCCAGUAAAGAUGGUCUCAAAAUCCACAAGUCCAGCCCUGGGACAUAUCAUGUCCCUUCCCCCUUUCCAUUUGACGAACCUCCAGACCCAAGCAGCAAGCUUGAGGUAGUGUUUCCAGAGCGGAAUGUCUGUACCGAGGAGAUGUCGCUCCGGCGCAGGCUGGCCAAGGUCCUACGGGUGGUGGACAGCACCAUGCAGAGGAGGCUGCACAGGGUUACCACGGAGCUUGCCAAGACGGACACAGAGCUGCUGUGUGAGUGUGCCCUCUCCCAGCACCUGGCGCAGGAGAGGCAGGAGGCACAGGAGAAGGAGCGGGCGCUGAGCCGGCAGGCGGACGUGGCUGUGAUGGUGAUUGCCACGCUGAAGGAGCAGCUGAAGGAGUCAGAGUACGAGCUGGAGAGGCGAGAACAAGAAGUCAUCACCAUUCAGAAUUUCCUUGAGGCUGCCACCCAGCAUGAGAUAUGUGGUAAAGUUCGGAUCCAAUGUUUCAUUGAGAACCUGCUCAAACGCAUCGCCCUGGCUGAGAGGCUACUGGAGUACUAUCAGAGCUCCCCCAGUCCACCAAACUACACAGAUUACAUGCACCAGACAGCUGAAAACAGACCUCAUAGAAUCCCCAAAAGCAGGUCAGCGGGUUGUCAGCUGUCACAGUCCUGUCCCCAGGAAGGUAGAACGCACCCCUCCCUAUUAGGGCGGAAAGUGGGUCACUCUAGCUACUUCAGACCUGAUCACAGAGAUGAAGUCUGGACCCAGGGCAGCAGAUCAGUUGGAUUUGAGGUCUAGGUAACCUGACCAGGGUAGAGAAAUGAAUGUAUAUAUGAUAUGUAUUUACUCAAUGUAUAGCUAAUACUGAGCAGGGUUGUAUCAAAGUCUUUAUGGCCAUGUGUACGCUGGUUUUUGCUCCAUUCUCAAAUCUUAUUUUGUCACAUGCUUUGUAAACAACAGGUGUAGGCUAACAGUGCAUUGCUUACUUAUGGACCCUUCCCAAAAAUGCAGAGAGGGGGAAAAAAUAGACAAAUUAAUAAAUACACAAUGAGUAACAAUAACUUGGCUAUAUACACAGGGUACCAGUACUGGGUCUAUGUGCAGGGGUACAAUGUAAUUGAUGUAGAUAUGUACAUAUAGGUAUGGAUAAAGUGUCUACGCAACAGGAUAGAUGAUAAACGGUAGAAGAGGCGUAUGUGAUGAGCGCAAAUAGGAUCAAUGCAGAUAAUCAAUAACUACCCGGACUAACUAUUUAGCUGUCUUGUGGUUUGGGUUAGAAGUUCUUCAGGGUCCUGUUGGUUCCAGACCUGCCGUGUGUUAGCAGAGAAAACAAUUUGACUUGGGUGACUGAAGGCUAUGACAAUUUUUAGGGCCUUCCUCUGACAUGUCCUGGUAUAGAGAUCCUAGAUGGCAGGGAGCUCGGCCCCAGUGAUGUACUGGGCUGUACGCAC
Messenger RNA from Oncorhynchus tshawytscha (Chinook salmon), 2247 nucleotides. Its product is annotated as protein ZNF365. The transcript is spliced from 5 exons. Gene Ontology annotation, biological process: telomere maintenance; regulation of DNA strand resection involved in replication fork processing; regulation of double-strand break repair via homologous recombination. Gene Ontology annotation, cellular component: centriolar satellite. Lineage: Eukaryota; Metazoa; Chordata; Actinopteri; Salmoniformes; Salmonidae. Bases 446 to 1594 code for a protein of 382 amino acids. The record is from RefSeq and is a predicted model, not a curated record.